This is a messenger RNA of Pectinophora gossypiella (pink bollworm), 1417 nucleotides long. Its product is annotated as transcription factor glial cells missing 2-like. The transcript is spliced from 4 exons. The coding region runs from base 1 to 1365 and encodes 454 amino acids. Gene Ontology annotation, molecular function: DNA-binding transcription activator activity, RNA polymerase II-specific; RNA polymerase II cis-regulatory region sequence-specific DNA binding. Gene Ontology annotation, biological process: regulation of transcription by RNA polymerase II; gliogenesis. Gene Ontology annotation, cellular component: nucleus. NCBI's taxonomy places the organism in Eukaryota, Metazoa, Arthropoda, Insecta, Lepidoptera, Gelechiidae. The record is from RefSeq and is a predicted model, not a curated record.
AUGGUGAUCCUCACUAGUCUUCCGGACAUGUCGGAAGGGCAAUCGACACCAGAAUGGGACAUCAACGACGCAGUAGUACCACGUGUGUCGCACUUCGACACUUUCGGAGAGUGGUGCGACGGCCAUGUCCGCAGAGUAUACCCCCCAGCCUGCGAGGAAGCGAGACGACACGCCUCAGGAUGGGCCAUGAGGAACACCAACAACCACAACGUGCAUAUCCUGAAGAAGAGCUGUCUAGGAGUCCUAAUUUGUUCGGCAAGAUGUCGACUGCCAGACGGUUCGAGAGUUCAUCUACGACCCGCGAUCUGUGAUAAAGCGAGGAAGAAGCAGCAAGGUAAACCUUGCCCAAAUAGACUGUGCAACGGCGGCAGAUUGGAAGUCCAACCGUGCCGCGGCCACUGUGGUUACCCAGUCACACAUUUCUGGAGACACACGGAACAUGCGAUAUUCUUCCAAGCUAAAGGUGCUCAUGACCAUCCACGACCAGAAGCCAAAGGAGCAAGCGAAGUUCGAAGGUCUCUUGGAGCUGGUAGAAGGGUCCGAAGUUUAGCGCUACUCCUUGCGAGAGAAGCAGCAAUAGCUGACAAGAUACUGACGGUGAAACCUGAUAAGCAAAUGCCGCAGAAGAUCAGCACUCCACACCCGCAGCCGCCGCCUCUCAUCCCGGACAACCAAAGAGCUUUGACAUGUACCUGCGGAGUAUUCGAAUGCAAUUGUCGAUGGCGACCAGAGCUGGCAGAAGCAUACGGGGCCACAGCGUGGACCCCCGCCGACCACCAGUCAUACACUAACUAUGCACCCCCCGUCCCGCAAGUACCGUCCCUGCCCCAACACUCAUACGACCCCACAGCCCUACCAGCAGACGACAUAUUCCAUCCAGAGGAAAUCUUCCAAUUAGACCAACCGAUCCGGUUAGACUUCCCAAUUGAAGAGAAUACCCUAGAGUCACCGCCAACGUUCGCGGAUUUGAACAGUGAUAACUCAAGGCCUGAAGACGCAUACUGGUUCGAAUGGCAACGAGCCGCCGGCGGAUCCGAGUCCAGCGAAACUCCGUCACCCGAGUUGUUCGGCAACAGCUACCAACAGGCCGAAGCGUACUGCGAACAACAGACCUACAUCCCCCAGAAUAACAAUUAUUACCCCGAUGACGGGCAGUAUUAUCAGGACAGUAGAACUUCCCCAGUGAUGGACAUCCAAGACCAAAGGUAUUACAGAUACGGACAAGAUUGUGCGCAGAAUGUUGAAAUGCAAACGUGGAACAACUACACAGACUGUGCGUUCGCCACCAAUGAUGCGUCAGAGUGUAAACAGUACUUCGAUGUGCAACACCAACAAGCCGUCAACGCGUUUAGUGCUCUCUUAUAAUGUUGCUAGGUCUGUAAAUAAACUGUUGUAAAGUGUACAUAAGAUCGUAGCU